Perca fluviatilis (European perch) is the source of this 1497-nucleotide messenger RNA. Its product is annotated as transmembrane protein 272-like. Bases 102 to 632 code for a protein of 176 amino acids. NCBI's taxonomy places the organism in Eukaryota, Metazoa, Chordata, Actinopteri, Perciformes, Percidae. The record is from RefSeq and is a predicted model, not a curated record. The transcript is spliced from 5 exons.
CGCGCUUUCAAGAGGCGGUGGUCAUCGUCACAGCAGCAGCAGACAGCACGAAGGUGUUAUAGCUCAGACACAUUCUCAGGUCAGAGUCCUAAUUACUGAUAAUGUCAAACACCAGGCUUAUUCAACACAUCCGCAGCCCUCCUCAACCCCCAACACCGAUACUAGCAUGUUCAAAGUUGUUUUUAUGUGUCAUGCCCAUUGCGCAGAUUGCAAUUGGUGCUAUACAUCUGGAUGACUGUCCGCGGCAGCACUACAUCCCCAUCUAUUUAAUUGUGGUGGGAGUCUUUGGCCUGUUGCUGGCGUUGCUCUCCUGCCUGCCCUGCGCUCAAAAGUCCGAAGACAGCGCCCCCAACCCGCUCAGUCAAGUCUGCACGGCCUGGAACUCGUUGACAUCUUCCUUUCUCUUUGGCUGGUUUAUUGCUGGUAAUGUGUGGAUAUACUCUAUUUAUGAGCCUAACUACAACAAGAAUACAACCAAUGUGGAUCCCUACUGCGACCGGACACUCUACCUGUUUGCCUUCUGGACCACCACCUUGGUCUACAUCCUCCUGGGUCUGUUCCUGGUGGUCGGCUGCUGUGUCCUCUGCUGCUUCUGCGUGUGUGGCCGAGCCAACCCAGUCAACAAUGUCUAGGGACAAACAAACCAGUGAGGAGACAGGAUGCAUCUCAUGGGGCUGCACACAAUGGCUUGGCUGCUAAAGGUUCAUACAUUGCAACACAAGACUAAUAUGUCUUGUCUGAACACCUAUCAUGUUUCAUAAUGGCACUUCUAGUCGCACAACCUUUGUUUUGGCAGCCCCAGUAGAUACAUGCCUAACUCCAAGAUGCUGUACAUUUUACACUGAUUAUAAAUAACGUCUGGGUUUUCUCAAUGCUGAGCCUUUUCUACCUCCUGCCGAAGCUGCAAUACAUUCUGUUUGUAGUAAUCUUCUCUCACUUCCUGUCCAAAAGAUGUAUGAGAUGCGUUGUUUACAUGUUGAGCCAGGGAUUGGGUUUAAACUUAAUGCAGAGUAAAGAAUAAUAUGCUAAAAUGUCUGUUUUUAGUGAGUUCAUUUAGACUUUUUUGUACUUUAAUGCUCAUGAUUGUUGACAAUUUGUCAAGUUUUGUAAAGAUUGUUGACAAGCACUGUAAUAGACCGUAGUUUCUUAUACAUCAUAAGCCUAUAUUUAAUACUUUAUGAUGCCUAAUGCAUUGGUUUGUUCCUUAUUUAAUCACAACACUAAAAUUAGUCUACAGAUCAAACUGUAUCCGAUGAGAUUUUACUGCUAUAAGUUAUAUACUAACUAUUAAGAUCACAUACAGUAUAUUAACCAUAAUACAAUCAAAGAUAUGCUGUAUUUUCUUACCUGAGGAAUUAAUUAAAAGAGAAAGAAAUGUGUUUUAUGGGAACUCUGCAAAAGAGGGAAUACUUUGAACCCUUGUGCAGACUGCUUUGGCACUCUGUUAAACUGUCUCCUUCUGCUUGCAAGAGAAUAAUAAAAUAACAGACAACUCCA